Athene cunicularia (burrowing owl) is the source of this 2921-nucleotide messenger RNA. It is a transcript of the gene NXPH2, whose product is annotated as neurexophilin 2. Gene Ontology annotation, molecular function: signaling receptor binding. The record is from RefSeq and is a predicted model, not a curated record. The transcript has 2 exons. NCBI's taxonomy places the organism in Eukaryota, Metazoa, Chordata, Aves, Strigiformes, Strigidae. Bases 1 to 888 code for a protein of 295 amino acids.
AUGCAUAAACAUGACAUUGCUUCACCAGGAGCCUUCCAUCACAGCGGAAACGAUGCUUCCCCCAGCAUCGUUAUGACAGUGCUAUUUGUGCUGUUUUAUUUUCAGACUUUCUAUUUACAGUUCUUUCUCUCUGCUUUGAAACAGGUACUUUGCAAUGUUAAUCAAGUCGUACAAGCCACGGACGUGCUGGACUGGGAAGACAAGGAAGCUGCAGAGACACUGGUUGACAACGUGGUCCAUUCCAGGAUCAUCAAUCCUUUACGCCUGUUUGUUAAGCCAUCCCCAGUACUGAAACAUGGCCAGGUGUCCUACUCGGACAGCAUAGAAAACUUUUGGGAUUGGUUGUCCAACAUCACGGAGGUUCAGGAAUCUCUCGCACGAACUAAACGCAGACCUAUAGUAAAAACUGGGAAAUUCAAGAAAAUGUUUGGAUGGGGCGACUUCCACUCUAACAUCAAAACUGUAAAGCUGAACCUCCUGAUCACAGGGAAAAUCGUCGAUCAUGGCAAUGGGACCUUCAGCGUUUAUUUCCGACAUAACUCCACAGGUCUGGGAAAUGUUUCUGUAAGCCUGGUGCCGCCUUCCAAGGUGGUUGAGUUUGAAUCCUCUCCACAGUCAACACUGGAGACCAAGGAAUCCAAGUCCUUCAACUGCCGAAUUGAGUACGAAAAAACAGACCGUGCGAAAAAAACUGCCUUGUGUAAUUUUGACCCCUCGAAGAUCUGCUAUCAAGAGCAGACCCAAAGCCAUGUCUCCUGGUUGUGUUCCAAACCAUUUAAAGUUAUCUGCAUUUACAUUGCUUUUUAUAGCGUAGAUUACAAACUGGUGCAAAAGGUCUGUCCUGAUUAUAAUUACCAUAGUGAGACUCCGUACUUGUCCUCUGGCUGAUACAACCCUGGAUAACUGUAGAGAUACAGCAUCAGUCAUAAAAAUAAGCAUUUCCAUUAACCUUUUGGAGAAGAAUAUGUUUUCCUAUCAGGUUAAAAAGUCUUUAAAAACUGUAGCUGUGUUUGUGCUGUAUCGUAAAUAAUCCAACUAUUUAUGUAACAACCAUUUUCAUUUGAGACCAUUGCAUUUUAACUCUCUCGUCAUUAAGAAGGGAGCUACCAGGCAGACACAUGACAAAAAUCAAACAAAAUUAUGUCUGUAAUGAAAAUCGAUCUUGAAAAUCGUGGGUUUUUUUAAACUAGACUCAAUGGCAAAGAGAUUGUCUUUUACUUGAAUUGGACAGCACUUAGCAGGAUCCUAUUUCUCAUUGGGAACUUUAGAUGACAAUAUAAAGAACAAAUGAUGAAGUAGACUCCCAGCUGCUUAUAUACAAAAUCCAAAUAAACAGCUCUCCCACUAAUUUCAUAAAGAAUGUUGUGCACACUGGGCUCAAGGAAUCAAGUCGAAAUACUACAAGAAAGUGUUUUUUCUAGGAAAAAAAAAAAAAAAAAAGGAAAAAAGCAUCUGCAUUUCUAUGAGUUAUAGUAGUUGUACACAUUAAUUGAAGUGAAGAGUGAGUAGUUCUUCCUUCAGACUUCUUACCCGUGGAUAUGCAAUGAUGUAAUUAGACAUUGAUGAGCUUUAGUUUAUUAGACCCACCAGGUGUGCAGGUUUGGUGUACAUUUCUCCCUUCUGUGGUCACCAUUGGUUUUGAUUCUUCUCAAAUAUUUACAUAUACACCAGUACUAGUUUUACAGCGAUAGAGAACAUAUGUACCUCGGAAAAAGAUAAUCUCUGUUGAAGUCUGAAAAUGGUAAUGGGCUGGCUUCCAUGUAAAGGAAGCGAUUAUUUUGCUAUCUAGGCCUCUUAGCACUGUACUGCAGCAGGAAAAUACACCACAGCGAAGGACAAUACCUGAACAACAACAAGCUUUCUGCUUCACGGAACCCAGUUGUCUUCCUUACUACUGCAUCGCAUACCUUAAGUCAAAAUAUAAGCAAUGACAAAUAAAGAGAAUGACAAAAAUCUAUGCAUCUUUACCUCAUAAAGCAGAUUUCAAACAAUUGCUAUUAAUAUAAAAAUAUGCCAGACGUUCCCUUAGCACAGAGUAGCAUCACUCCACCACAGCUGGUUCCCCGAAGGGAGGGUCUGGCUGCGGUUUUGCUCAGCAGGACGGAGGCUGCUGCCGCAGUGGAUCGCGGGGAGCUCCAGCCACGCGGCCUCCAGCAUCAGCCCCUGCACUUUCCCUGGUUAUUGAUUUUGCUGCUGCUGCCAAUUUGUUGUCGUAGCUCUUUGCGACAGUUCGAUGUCCCAGGUCCUGUGGAAGAAGCUGGCUGAGGAAGCGCUUUUUAUUGCUCCAAUCAAACUUACGUGCGGGGUCCAAGAAGUUACAUACAGCUUAAAUAAAGUACUACUAAAAUACUCUGUUCAAGUGGUGUGGACUCAGACAAAUGACUAUGACAGCUCAGACACACUCGUGAGAUUAAUUCCGAUUUCCUUGGUAGAGUCUCAUACAAAAAAUUUAUUCUGUUAAAAAUAGACUACACGUAACUGGCUGCUUUGUUUUUCUCUUUAGGUGACAAAUUUAAAUGUGUUGCUUAGUUUGAUCAAUAAUCUAAAUGUUUUCCUUCAUCUGAUUUCAUACAGUCUCUCCUGGUCUAAAUGAUGUUUUUUAGUUUGUCUAUUACUGUUGAUUCCAACAAGAUGGUCUAUUUGUAUUCUGUAUAGCGUGUCCUCGUUCUGGCUGUAUAUAAGCCUGGAUUUAUUGCUAUGAGUUUGGUGGUUGGUGCUUUUGUAACUUAGCUGUAAGCCAUGAUUUUAUUGCCAUGUAUUUUUACUCAGCAUUGUAGGCAAUUAAAAAAAAACCACCUACAUGCUAUUUAUUGUAGAGGAUGUGGAAAUCAUGUAUGUAUAUACACUUAAAUAUGUGUACAUAUACAGAAUAUACGUGUACAUGUAUUUGUAUGUAAAUAAAGAGAGUUUGCUAAAUCUGG